This is a messenger RNA of Sorghum bicolor (sorghum), 2857 nucleotides long. RefSeq names its product protein ZINC INDUCED FACILITATOR-LIKE 1. Gene Ontology annotation, biological process: transmembrane transport. The record is from RefSeq and is a predicted model, not a curated record. Gene Ontology annotation, molecular function: transmembrane transporter activity. NCBI's taxonomy places the organism in Eukaryota, Viridiplantae, Streptophyta, Magnoliopsida, Poales, Poaceae.
CACAAUAUACUAGCACAAGUCACAGAAAGGAGACAGACACCUAUGACCUAUAUGUUUUUUCCUCUCUGUAUAAAAAAGAGGGUGUAAGAGCAACUCCAGCAGUAGCUAAAAAACAGAGCUCCUACUUUUCAUUUAGGUGCUUCCUCUACUUUUGGGUGCUCAAAAUUUUUGCUUCCACUCCAACAGUACCACCUAAAUGAAGGCCCCCAAAUCCAAACUGGCAGACAAUGACAUGUGGGACCCACUCGUCAUUGGGUCAAACAUUUCGCUACCGCAUGACCACAAGAAGGGGAGGCUCGACGCUCGCGAUAACCAUGGCUGGGGCUGCUCCCGCUCAUCGAGGAGAGGCCACUCUCACCGGAAGGGAUGGCGGCGAGGCCCAACGGUGGAGGUCGGAGGUGGAGGGAGGGAGCGCGGUAGUGAAAAUUAGCGCUGGAGGGAGAUGGGCGAAGCUGCGCUUGUUCGGUGUGAUGAGCUCGUCAGAGUUGAGGAUUACAUUUGUUUGUGGCUGCCAAUGGAGGAGAGCAGCAGUUCGUCGCCGUUGCUGGAGAAGAAGUACCAUCCGGGGUGCCCGGGCUGUGCUUACGACCAGAAGAAGGACCUCCAAGAGGGGAUUCCAUACAAGGAGUUCUUGUAUGUCUGGAUCAUCUGCCUUUGUGCUGCUUUGCCGGUGUCAUCACUAUUCCCUUUUUUGUAUUUCAUGAUAAGAGACUUGCAUGUUGCAAAAAGAACAGAAGAUAUUGGUUUCUAUGCUGGAUUUGUGGGCGCUUCAUUUAUGCUUGGUAGAUGCUUGACUUCAACUGCUUGGGGAAUAGCAGCAGAUCGUAUUGGGAGAAAGCCAGUAGUCAUGGUUGGCAUUUUGUCUGUGGUCAUAUUUAAUACCUUGUUUGGGCUUAGUGCUAGUUAUUGGAUGGCAAUAGCUACAAGAUUUCUCCUUGGUGCUUUAAAUGGUUUGCUUGGGCCAAUUAAAGCUUAUGCUAUUGAAAUUUGCCGACCUGAACAUGAAGCUCUGGGACUAUCACUUGUCAGCACCGCUUGGGGGAUAGGUCUAAUCAUUGGGCCUGCUCUUGGAGGCUACCUUGCAUUGCCUGCAGAAAAAUUUCACAUCUUUUCACCAGACUCAUUCUUUGGAAGGUUCCCGUAUUUCUUACCCUGCUUGUGCACAUCACUCUUUGCUACUGUUGUUCUUGCAAGCUGCAUAUGGAUGCCGGAGACACUACACAAGCAUAAAGUUCAUGAAAAUGAAAAUAAAAUAGUUGAAGCUCUGGAGUCCCCUCUGAUUGACUGUAAAGAGAAGGUUGAAAAAAAUUCUAGCUUGGAUGACAAGAAGAGUUUGUUCAAGAAUUGGCCACUGAUGUCAUCCAUAAUUAUGUAUUGUGUCUUCUCCUUUCAUGAUAUGGCUUAUACAGAGGUGUUCUCUUUAUGGGCUGAAAGUGACAAGAAAUAUGGUGGCCUUAGCUUAUCAUCUCAGGAUGUAGGUCAGGUGCUUUCACUAACAGGUGUCAGUCUUAUUAUAUAUCAACUCUCUCUAUAUCCUUGUAUUAAUAAAAUUCUUGGACCUAUCAUGUCUUCUCGAAUUGCAGCUAUUCUGUGUAUACCUCUUCUCUUUGCCUAUCCCUAUAUGACAUAUCUGUCAGGAACUGGACUAUCGAUCAUUCUGAAUAUUGCAUCGAUAUUAAAAAAUAAUCUUGGUGUUACUAUCGUCACAAGCACUUUCAUCCUUCAAAACAAUGCUGUGCCUCAAGACCAAAGAGGAGCUGCAAAUGGACUGUCCAUGAAAGUAAUGUCCUUAUUCAAGGCAGUCGCUCCUGCUGGGGCCGGCAUUGUGUUUUCUUGGGCACAGAAACGCCAGCAGGCUUUCUUCUUUCCAGGUGAUCAGAUGGUGUUCUUUCUCCUGAACGUCGUCGAGUUUCUUGGACUUGUGCUUACAUUGAAGCCCUUUAUGGCCAUGCCAGAGCAAUAUGAUAGAAAUUAGUUGCAGAAACAUUGGAUCAUUCACAUAUUUAGAUGGACUAGUCCUCCGGUAGCUAGUAAAGCAAAAGGGCUUAAGCAUGCCCUUCAACCAAACAGUUGGGGUUAUUCAUCAUGAAGAACGGAUGGAGAGUUGGCUGCUUUUAUUGUUGAUGAGUUUUUGUACUUUCGUUGGACUUAGAUGAAAAUUCUGUUUAUGACAAUUAUUGGUAUGUUAGCUAGUGGACUGAUGUGCACGUAUUGUGUGUGUGAUAUAUAUAUUGGUGGAGUCAAUGGCAAAUAAAUUACUUUUGGCUAUAGAGUAGAGAUUAAACUAAGGCUAGUCUCAGUGGGGAUAUCGUCAUGGGAGUUUCAUGGAAAUUAAAUAGGACAUCAGCAAAAAUAUAGUUUUUGGUCCAUAUUAACGAGGCAAGAGAAGGGAAACUUUUCAUGGCCACGAAACGAGUGAGUGUUGUUUUCAACUCGUUGGAAACUGGACGACAACCGCAUCAUCUCCUCCGAUCCCAUGCUCCUACCUACACGCGCGCCUCCGGCCUCUUCCUUCCUGCCUCCUCCCACCAUCUCCGUCUUCUUCGUUCCCAGGCUCAGUAUCAUCCUUUUCCCGCUCCCCUGCCCUUCCCCUCUGACCAUCUCCUCGUAGGCAGAUGGAUGCAACUUUGACAGUGACGUCGGCUCAGUGCGGCGUGGCUCUAGCAGAGAAGGAAAAGGGCACAGGGGCGAUGGGCUUAUUCCGCCCCUAUGAGCACAAUAAUCAUCCCUACAAGUCCUCGGCAGGUGUUGUCAGCUGCGAUGGGCUUAUUACGGAGGAGCACACGCAUUGGCUGCCAUGGUUCGAGGAGGUCCCCCAGCCUAUAGGGACCUCAGGAUUGUCUGCUUGCCAUACCAA